Mercenaria mercenaria is the source of this 1257-nucleotide messenger RNA. RefSeq lists its product as uncharacterized. The transcript is spliced from 4 exons. Lineage: Eukaryota; Metazoa; Mollusca; Bivalvia; Venerida; Veneridae. The coding region runs from base 178 to 708 and encodes 176 amino acids. The record is from RefSeq and is a predicted model, not a curated record.
CUCAAAUAUAUGUGAAAAGCUUUGUCAUAGUAAGUGUAAAAUGAACUCUAUUGUCUGCUUUCAGAGUCCAGCCAUGGUACAGGUCUCUGUAGAUUCGCACGCAGAAGGUGGUGAGCCUGAAAACAAUGUAUCUGCUUCCAUAAUUGAGAAAGACCUGAGGAGCCCUUUGGUAAUGAGAUGGUUAAGGAAAUCUUCAGCGGUGAAAACAACAAGAAACCCUCCAGCUGUAAAAGCACCAAUAAGCCAGAGUCCAGCCAUGGUAGCUCUGUAGAUUCGCACACAGACUGUAAUGAUCCUGAAAACAAUGCAUCCACUUUCAUUAUUGAGAAAGGCCAAGAGCCCUUUAGUAAUGAGGUGGAUAAAAAACUCUUCAGGGGUGAAAGCAACAAGAAGCCCUCCAGCCCUGAAAGCACCAAUAAGCCAGAGUCCAGCCAUGGUAGCUCUGUAGAUUCGCACACAGACUGCAAUGAUCCUGAAAACAAUGCAUCCACUUUCAUUAUUGAGAAAGACCAGGAGCCCUUUGGCAAUGAGAUGGAUAAGGAUCUCUUCAGCGGUGAAAGCAACAAGAAGCCCUCCAGCCCUGAAAGCACCAAUAAGCCAGAGUCCAGCCAUGGUAGCUCUGUAGAUUCGCACACAGACUGCAAUGAUCCUGAAAACAAUGCAUCCACUUUCAUUAUUGAGAAAGACCAGAAGUCCCUAGGGCUUUGAUAUUUGUAAUGUAGCAUCAUCUAGAGGUCCUCUACCAGGAUUGUUAAAAUAAUGCCCCUAGGGUCAAAUAUGGACCUGCCCUUUGGGUCACAUGAUAUACAUAGACUUAUGUAGGGAAAAAGUUGAAAAUCUUCUUGUCCAAAACCACGGUUCCUAGGGUUUUGAUAUUUGGUAUGUAGCAUCAUAUAUAAAGGUUUUCUACCAAGAUUGUUCCAGAUGCUGCUACUCUCUUGUAUAUAUGUAAAAAGUGUAAGGAAAGUUCUUUUCAAUUAGAAUAGUAAUACAGUGACAGCAUUAGUAAUAGUGGAAAACUAAGACAAAUAUAGCUUUUUAUUCAUAUUAAAUGAUGAUAUGUUUACAUAUUGCAAUGCAGUAGUUUCGUUAAUUUCAGAUGUUCUUUCCUGCAAAAUUAGUACUUAUUCUGUACUCAGAAAUUUUUAACUUUUGAAAAUAAACAGGCAUGUCUUUUUAAUUGAUUUCAUGACUGAUCUUAUCUUAUCAGUUUUACAAUGCAAACUGAACUACUGAAAAUAUAAAACAAAACAAAUU